AUGAGAAUUGGUAUUGCAGGAAUUACGACCAGCGGGAAAAGCACAUUAGCCAAAGCUCUUACAAAUGUUUUCAAAGGCGCACAUUGCUGCGUUGAUGAUUUUUAUUACACUCAAGAUUUUCCAAUGAUGACCUUUAAAGGUAAGACCAUAAUUGAUUGGGAAACACCCAAUUGCAUCCAUUGGGAUAAGUUUGAAGAGUACUGCGAAAGACAAACUGCUGAUAUUGUUUUUAUCGACUCUUAUCUUUUAUUUUAUUCGAAGAAAGUAGCCGACUCAUUAGAUGCCGUAAUUAUUCUUCAAUAUCAGCCAGAGGACUUCCAAGAAGCACUUGCUAGAAGAAUAAGAAGGUUUUCGAACCAGGCAGUUCCAUCCGAUUACGUUAUUCAUCCAGAUGCUUCAGAAACUCACUGGGAGGCAGCAUACUUUACUGAAAUUGCCUGGAAAUUUGCCAUGGAUUAUCCACAAUAUCGCGAACCAAAAGACUUGACUAAGCCGAUUUUGCGUCUUAAGGCUGUCAAUCCUCUUGGUGAUAACAUUAACAAGGCAAUCAAUUUUGUUAAUGGCUUGCUCAUGAAUUCUGUUUGA
Molecule: messenger RNA, 585 nt
Organism: Trichomonas vaginalis G3
Lineage: Eukaryota; Parabasalia; Trichomonadida; Trichomonadidae
Product: ribosylnicotinamide kinase protein
Exons: 1
Coding region: 1-585 (194 amino acids)
Source: RefSeq, a predicted model, not a curated record